AUGUCAUUCUUGAGGAAUUUCUUCGGCACCUCCACCACACCAGUUGUUGAUGAGGCAAAGGACAAGAAGACUCCCAUUCGCGCUCUUCCCGCGCCCUGGUACAGCUCCCAGGCCAUGUAUGAGCUUGAACGCAGAGCUAUAUUCUCUCGCAAGUGGCUCCUCACUACACACAAGGCCCGCGUCCCCAACUCCGGCGACUGGGUCCGCUAUGAUGCUGCUGGCUACGAGUUCGUCGUUGCCAAGGAUCACGAAGGCGAGAUCAAGGCUUUCCUCAGCGAGGAUCUCUCACCAGCCCAUGUGCAUCUAGACAAGAAUGGAUUUGUCUGGGUGAACCUGGACUCAGCUGAAACCCCGGAGGUUGCCUGGAAGGAUGACUUCGAGGGCGCCGAUGAGCAGCCUCGCUUCCAAUACUACAACUUUGACGAGUAUAACUUUGACCACACCUGGGAUAUGGAGGGCGCCUUUAACUGGAAGAUUCUCGCGGAUAACUACAACGAAUGCUACCACUGCCAAGUCGCUCAUCCCGACAUUCCCACAAUUGCCGACCUUAACUCCUAUUACGUCAAGCCCAAGGACGGUCACAUUCAGCACUACGGUGCCCCGAGAGAGGAUCAGAUCGCCAAAGGAUUCCGCAUCGCAACCACUUACUUCUGGCCGAAUGCCUCCUUCAAUAUCUCUCCCAAUUUCUUCUUCAUGCAGCGAUUCACCCCCGUGAGCCCAUCCCAGUGUGUGAUGCGCUAUGAGGUCUACCGCCACAAGGAUGCCACCGAUGAGGCUUUCAGCCUUAUCAGCGACAUGUACAAGCGAAUCAUGUCGGAGGACAAGUACCUCUGCAUCGGUACCCAGAAGAACAUCAACGCCGGCGUCUUCGUCAACGGUCUGCUCCACCCCGAGAUGGAGCUGGGUCCUCUCCACUUCCAGAAGACAGUGCGCGAGGUCGUCAUGGAACACCGCAAGAAGGAAGAGGAGGUUGGCCACGAGAUCUGGCCUGCAGCAGAGCGCACUCCUCAAGAAACAAGCGUCAGCGAAGAGCCUGUGGCAUUCGAAGCCGACGCUCCGAGUUACCUGAGCGAGAAGAAUGACUUCAAUGUCACCGUGACUCCGCUGGUCAGCGUCUAG
Penicillium manginii is the source of this 1119-nucleotide messenger RNA. RefSeq names its product RHO alpha subunit C-terminal catalytic domain-containing protein. Lineage: Eukaryota; Fungi; Ascomycota; Eurotiomycetes; Eurotiales; Aspergillaceae. The coding region runs from base 1 to 1119 and encodes 372 amino acids. The record is from RefSeq and is a predicted model, not a curated record. The transcript is spliced from 2 exons. Gene Ontology annotation, molecular function: iron ion binding; 2 iron, 2 sulfur cluster binding.